ACGAUUCUCUGUCUCAACCCGAUCGAUAACCCUCAGCAUAACGAAGCAUGUUCUCAGCAGCGUCAACAACAGCCUGCCGGCGGGCAGUCGCAACCGCCACCGCGCAAAACUCGAAAUCACACGUCGCAUCCGCUACAUUCGCACCACAAGGCCGCAACAUCCAUUCCACCUCCAGUCCUCACAACACGGUCACAAAAAAGGACAAGGACGUCAUCUCCGGCGACAAGCGAUACCAACUCAUCAAAGAAAUGCUCUACUCGAAAGAAACUCCGUCCACCCCCGCUAAACCCCUCGGAACCCAACCACUCGACCCGCGAUCGAGUCCAGUCUCCACCGAGUCCCCGCAGGCGCAGCGGAUCGAUACCAUUGAGCGGGCGUGGACGUUGGAGAAGCAGAAGGAGGCCGUGGCAAAGGUGGCCGAGUUGAGGGGGAUGUACGAGUCCAUGAGGGAGGCUAUGGAGGAGUUGGAGAAGACGGAUACGCGGCUUUUUGAGGCGGCGAAAUCGGGAUCGGAUAGGGAGAAGGUUGUGGUGUUUCCAAAGAGGUUAAGGGUGCCGACGGAAACGCCUCCGUUGGAUGGAUGGGACUAUGAGAUGAAGGCGGCCACUCGGUAGACUCGAGGUCGUCAUGGGUAUCGGUAAAUUGAUGACAGCGGAAGGUGACUGGCAAAGGAUAGGGUUGGGAGCGAUGGUCUCGCCGUUAGGUCAUGCAGAUCUUGCGCGUUCCCAAAUGUAAAUAGUAUUACCCCAGGUGUUUAUUCCGGCGAUGGAUGGGCGCGGAAGACACAACAGGAAUGGUGUAAAGCAGAGCAAGGGCCUCCAUAGACUUAGAAGUUGAAUAACACAGCUGUGAUGAAGACCAUGUUUGGAA
Molecule: messenger RNA, 870 nt
Organism: Fimicolochytrium jonesii
Lineage: Eukaryota; Fungi; Chytridiomycota; Chytridiomycetes; Spizellomycetales; Powellomycetaceae
Exons: 1
Coding region: 48-614 (188 amino acids)
Biological process (GO): mitochondrial translation
Molecular function (GO): structural constituent of ribosome
Source: RefSeq, a predicted model, not a curated record